Botrytis porri is the source of this 183-nucleotide messenger RNA. RefSeq lists its product as uncharacterized. Bases 1 to 183 code for a protein of 60 amino acids. Lineage: Eukaryota; Fungi; Ascomycota; Leotiomycetes; Helotiales; Sclerotiniaceae. The record is from RefSeq and is a predicted model, not a curated record. The transcript has 2 exons.
AUGUCAUGCACUUUCGCGGCAACUACGGCACUUGUAGCUGUCGAAGGAAGGUUUUGCGAUUGGAUUGGGCAAUCUUCUGGACGGCCUGCUCCGGGGGCACCAGGCACAUGUCGCCAGCAGGACUCGAGUUUUCUGCAGCUAAAAGACGAUGAAUGGAUGAAUGACGAUGGUUUGAAGUAUUGA